Molecule: messenger RNA, 1932 nt
Organism: Cuscuta campestris
Lineage: Eukaryota; Viridiplantae; Streptophyta; Magnoliopsida; Solanales; Convolvulaceae
Source: the annotation of a GenBank genome assembly
CCGUAAGAAAGAAAGAAAGAUGAAGUAGUAUCAACAAUGGCGGCCAUCAAUUUAUAUAGCUGAGCCUUCCCCUUCAUCGUUUCCCACACGGCUAUUAUCCCCCCCCCCUAUCCACUCCAAAUGGCCGCAACCCUAAGCACGCCUGCUACUAACAUUUUUCAAACACAUUUUUUCUCACCCGACCCGAAUUCCCCGUCGUCGUCUUCGUCCCAAACCCGUCCCGGAUUCAUCAAUUUUAGGAAGACCCGUUUGGGAUUCCGGCCGAAGUGGGCGGCCGGAGGUCGUUUGGCGCCGUUAGUUGGGCGAAUCGGUGGUGGCGGCGAUGGUAUUGAUGGAACGGAGAAGCGGCGGAGGAGUAGAGGAGGACCAGGGGAAGUGAGGGGUGCGGCGGAGGGGAUAGAGGCGGCGUUUCUGGGGAGGGCCGCCGCCGCCGCGGAUGAACCGAGAUUGGCGAUGCCGGAGAGGUUCAAGGUGGUGGCGCUGAUGGGCUGCGUGAUGGCGUUGUGCAAUGCGGAUAGGGUCGUCAUGUCGGUCGCCGUCGUCCCGUUGGCUGCUAAAUACGGCUGGACUAAUUCCUUUUUGGGAGUCGUUCAGUCAUCAUUCCUGUGGGGAUACAUAUUUUCGUCCGUGAUUGGAGGAGCAUUGGUGGACAAAUAUGGAGGAAAGAAAGCCAUUGCUUGGGGUGCUGCCCUUUGGUCAGUGGCCACUCUUCUCACUCCAUGGGCAGCAAACCACUCCACACUCUCUCUCUUAGCCGUUCGCGCUUUCUUCGGGUUUGCCGAAGGGGUAGCCCUACCCUCCAUGAACACCCUUUUGUCCAGGUGGUUUCCAAGUGACGAACGGGCUACGGCGGUGGGAAUAUCCAUGGGAGGAUUCCAUCUUGGGAAUGUGGUGGGACUAAUGCUAGCCCCUUUGGCAAUGUCAUCAAUGGGGAUUUCUGGGCCUUUUGUCCUGUUUGCCGCUCUCGGUCUUCUCUGGCUGAAUGUGUGGGCAUUCCAAGUCACCAAUGAUCCAAACCAAAGCAAAUCCAUCUCAAGGGCGGAGCUGAGGUUGAUCCAAUCGGGCAAAUCUGAUUCUCCUGCCCUUAAUAAGGGCAGCCUCCCUCCCAUAAGGCUCCUCCUUUCUAAAAUGCCCACUUGGGCCAUAAUAUUUGCCAAUGUCACCAACAACUGGGGAUAUUUUGUUCUUCUUUCCUGGAUGCCAGUGUACUUCAAAACUGUUUUCAAUGUGAACUUGAAGCAAGCAGCCUGGUUUAGUGCUGUGCCAUGGGCAACAAUGGCAGUGUCAGGCUACGUUGCAGGGACACUCUCAGAUUUCUUAAUUAAAGCCGGAUACUCCAUAACGUUUGUCCGUAAAGUGAUGCAGUCUAUCGGCUUCAUCGGCCCCGGAGUGUCAUUGCUGUUCUUGAACUUUGCCAGGACACCUGAGGUUGCAGCCAUUGUGAUGACAGUUGCCUUAAGCUUUAGUUCAUUCAGCCAGGCUGGGUUUUUACUAAACAUGCAAGAUAUAGCACCUCAGUACGCAGGAUUUCUCCAUGGGAUUUCAAACUCAGCCGGAACAAUGGCUGCCAUAGUGAGUACGAUUGGGACAGGAUUUUUCGUCCAGUGGCUGGGUUCUUUCCAGUCGUUUUUGACGCUCACGGCAUGCCUUUACUUCAUCACAGCCAUCUUUUGGAACAUUUUUGCCACAGGGGAGAGAGUAUUUUAAGCAGAAGGCUUCUUUUCUUUAACACUAUGUGCAUCAACCAAAUGGUAGUAGUAGUGGCAUUUGUUUUAUCUAGUAAUAAUUGUGUAAGACAAAAUGUAUAUGGAAUAUUAUGGAGAGGAGCAACCCGAGGAAGUUGUAUAGUGUGAAUGGUAUAGAUACAUUUAACACUUACGCUAUGUUUGGCUCGAUGAUUUUAAAAAGAAAAAAGAAAUGCAAAUGGUAUGG